GGCGGCGGCGACGGCGGCGGGAGCUGGCGGCACGGAGAUCCGGACGGAGGCCGAAGCCGGGGCUGGGUGCCGGGAGCUUAGGAGAGGUGUGCAGCUUUCGAUUGAAACCCCGGACCCCGCUGCCCUUCGGUGCCGCCAGCCUCCUGCUCCUCUCCGGCACCAGCAGCUACUCGGCGACCCCCGUCCGGCCGCCUCCCCUUCGCUCCGCGUCGCCCGCAGCCUUCCGUCUGCCCGCAAACGAGCCCGGCCGGCCGGGCCGUGGCCCUCCUCAGUGCCGGCAGCCAUGGCAGGGGCGCUCGGCGCGGGGGAAAUCUAGUCCGAGGAUUUCAUGCGGCCUAGCUCGGUUCCGUCUCCUGCGCCCGCGGUCCCGGCAGCUGCCGGCAACCCAGCCCCGCUUCGGGCCUCCGUGUCUCUCCUGUGAUCGUACUGACACGGCCGGGGGGUUAGAAUGGAACAAACUGAAGGCUCGGUGAGAGAAAGGGAAAGUUAAGGAUGCUGGAGCAGAACAAUGGAUUUCUCCUUCUCUUUCAUGCAAGGGAUCAUGGGAAACACAAUUCAGCAACCACCUCAACUCAUUGACUCCGCCAACAUCCGCCAGGAGGAUGCCUUUGAUAACAACAGUGACAUUGUUGAAGAUGGUGGCCAGACACCCUUUGAAGCUACUUUGCAACAAGGUUUUCAGUAUCCACCCACAACAGAAGACCUUCCUCCACUCACAAAUGGCUACCCACCAUCGAUCAGCUUGUAUGAAACUCAAACCAAAUACCCGCCAUAUAAUCAGUAUCCCAAUGGGUCAGCCAACGGUUUUGGUGCAGUUAGAAACUUUAGCCCCACUGACUAUUACCAUUCAGAAAUUCCAAACACAAGACCACAUGAAAUCCUGGAAAAACCUUCUCCACAGCCACCACCUCCUCCUUCGGUACCACAAACUGUAAUUCCAAAGAAGACGGGCUCACCUGAGAUUAAACUAAAAAUAACCAAAACUAUCCAGAAUGGCAGGGAAUUGUUUGAGUCCUCCCUUUGUGGAGACCUUUUAAAUGAAGUCCAGGCAAGUGGGCACAUGAAAUCAAAGCAUGAAAGCAGAAAGGAAAAAAGGAAAAAAAGCAACAAGCACGAGGCAUCCAGGUCUGAAGAGCGCAAGUCACACAAAAUCCCCAAAUUAGAAUCAGAGGGACAAAAUAGACCAAACGAGAGGGUGGACACUGCACCGGAAAAACCAAGAGAAGAGCCAGUGCUCAGAGAGGCCGUCCCGGUUCAGCCAAUACUGUCUUCUGUUCCAACAACAGAAGCAUCCACUGGUGUUAAGUUCCAGGUUGGUGAUCUUGUUUGGUCCAAGGUGGGAACCUAUCCUUGGUGGCCUUGUAUGGUUUCAAGUGACCCCCAGCUUGAGGUCCAUACCAAAAUUAACACAAGAGGUGCCCGGGAAUAUCAUGUCCAAUUUUUUAGCAACCAGCCAGAAAGGGCAUGGGUUCAUGAGAAACGGGUACGGGAGUAUAAAGGUCAUGAACAGUAUGAAGAGUUACUAGCUGAGGCAACCAAACAAGCCAGCAAUCACUCUGAAAAGCAAAAGAUUCGGAAGCCCCGGCCUCAGAGAGAACGUGCCCAGUGGGACAUUGGCAUCGCUCAUGCAGAGAAAGCAUUGAAAAUGACUAGAGAAGAAAGAGUAGAGCAGUACACUUUCAUCUAUAUUGACAAGCAGCCAGAAGAGGCUUCAUCCCAAGCAAAGAAGAAUGUUACCUCCAAGACCGAAGUUAAGAAACCCCGAAGACCAAGAUCUGUGCUGAACAGUCAGACAGAACAGACCAAUGCUGGGGAGGUGGCCUCCUCACAAUCAAGUACUGACCUUCGAAGACAAAGCCAGAGGCGGCACACAAGUGUGGACGAGGAAGAGCCACCUCCUGUUAAAAUAGCCUGGAAAACAGCAGCCGCAAGGAAAUCCUUACCAGCUUCCAUCACAAUGCACAAAGGGGGCCUAGAUUUGCAGAAGUGUAACAUGUCUCCAGUUGUGAAAAUUGAACAAGUGUUUGCUCUUCAGAAUGCCACAGGAGAUGGGAAGUUUAUUGAUCAGUUUGUUUAUUCCACGAAGGGAAUUGGUAACAAAACAGAAAUAAGUGUCAGGGGGCAAGACAGGCUUAUAAUCUCUUCACCAAGUCAGAGAAACGAGAAGCCAGCUCAGAACUCGUCAUCCCCUGAGGCGACAUCUGGUUCUGCAGGCCCAGUAGAAAAGAAGCAGCAAAGAAGAUCAGUCAGGACUCGAUCUGAGUCAGAGAAAUCCACUGAGGUUGCGCCAAAGAAGAAGAUCAAAAAGGAGCAGGUUGAAACAGCUCCUCAGGCCGCCAUGAAGACUGGAUUACAGAAAGGUGCCAGCGAGAUUUCAGAUUCCUGUAAGCCUCUAAAGAAAAGGAGUCGAGCGUCAACUGAUGUAGACACGACUAAUUCUGCCUACAGAGACACAUCCGACUCCGACUCUCGAGGACUGAGUGAUCUACAGGUAGGCUUUGGGAAAGAAGUGGAUAGCCCCUCAGCUGCAGCAGAUGCAGAUGCUUCCGACUCACAGUCAGUGGACUCAAGUUUGUCUCGGAGAGGCGUUGGCAUGAGUAAAAAGGACACUGUGUGCCAGAUCUGUGAAACUGCUGGUGAUUCUCUGGUUUCUUGUGAAGGGGAGUGCUGCAGAUACUUCCACUGGGAGUGCCUGGGCCUGACCGAAGCCCCUGAGGGAAGGUUCAUCUGCCAGGAGUGUCAAACUGGGCAGCACACGUGUUUUUCAUGUAAAGUGUCUGGUGAGGAUGUGAAGCGUUGUUCUGUCAGUGUCUGUGGGAAGUUUUACCAUGAUGCCUGUGUUCGAAAGUUCCCCACUGCCAUCUUUGAGUCAAAAGGGUUCCGCUGUCCCCAACACUGCUGCUCUUCCUGCUCCAUUGAGAAAGACAUCUACAAAGCAAGUAAAGGACGGAUGAUGAGGUGCUUGAGGUGUCCAGUCGCCUAUCACUUUGGAGAUGCGUGUGUUGCUGCUGGAAGCGUCUCUGUGUCCUCCCACACUCUCAUCUGUAGCAACCAUUCCAAACGGAGCAGUCAUUCUGCUGCUAUAAACGUAGGCUUUUGUUUCGUGUGUGCCAGAGGGCUGAUAGUUCAGGACCAUUCAGACCCCAUGUUCAGUUCCUAUGCCUAUAAAUCUCACUACCUACUGAACGAAUCAAACCGUGCUGAGUUGAUGAAAUUACCUAUGAUUCCUUCUUCGUCAGCUUCCAAAAAGAAAUGUGAGAAAGGUGGAAAACUGCUCUGCUGUGAAUCGUGUCCUGCGGCCUUCCACCCAGAGUGCCUGAACAUAGACAUGCCUGAAGGCUGCUGGAGCUGUGAUGAUUGUAAUACUGGCAAGAAACUGCAUUACAAACAGAUCGUUUGGGUCAAGCUGGGAAAUUACAGAUGGUGGCCUGCAGAGAUCUGCAGCCCCAGGUCUGUGCCACUGAACAUCCAGGGCCUUAGGCACGACUUGGGGGACUUCCCCGUGUUCUUCUUCGGUUCUCAUGACUACUAUUGGGUACACCAAGGCAGAGUGUUCCCCUAUGUGGAGGGAGACAAAAACUUUGCUGAGGGACAGACUAACAUUAACAAAACCUUCAAAAAAGCACUGGAAGAAGCUGCAAAGCGUUUCCAGGAGUUGAAAGCACAGCGAGAAAGUAAAGAGGCUCUGGAGAUAGAGAAGACCUCAAAAAAACCCCCUCCCUACAAACACAUUAAGGCUAACAAAGUAAUAGGAAAGGUCCCAGUCCAGGUGGCCGACUUGUCAGAGAUUCCCCGCUGUAACUGCAAGCCUGCUGAUGAAAACCCUUGUGGCUUAGAGUCGGAGUGUCUGAACAGAAUGUUGCAGUAUGAGUGUCACCCACAGGUGUGCCCUGCUGGGGACCGAUGUCAGAACCAGUGCUUUACCAAGAGGCUCUAUCCCGAUGCAGAGGUCAUCAAAACUGAGCGGAAAGGCUGGGGCCUCAGAACCAAAAGAAGCAUUAAGAAGGGUGAAUUUGUAAAUGAAUAUGUUGGUGAAUUAAUUGACGAAGAAGAAUGCAGACUUCGAAUCAAGCGAGCGCAUGAGAACAGUGUAACUAAUUUUUAUAUGUUAACUGUUACCAAGGACCGAAUAAUUGAUGCUGGACCAAAAGGAAAUUAUUCUCGUUUCAUGAACCACAGCUGUAAUCCAAACUGUGAGACACAGAAGUGGACAGUGAAUGGAGAUGUUCGAGUUGGACUGUUUGCUAUUUGUGACAUCCCUGCAGGGGUGGAGUUAACAUUUAAUUAUAACUUGGACUGUCUGGGAAAUGGCAGGACAGUGUGCCACUGUGGAUCAGACAACUGUAGUGGCUUUCUAGGAGUGCGACCAAAGUCUGCAUGUGUGGCUGCAGUUGAUGAGAAGACAAAAAAUGCCAAGUUAAAGAAAAGACGGAAACUCAGAACAGAGCCGAAGCAGAUCCAUGAGGAUUACUGUUUCCAGUGUGGAGAUGGGGGAGAGCUGGUCAUGUGUGACAAAAAAGACUGUCCCAAAGCGUACCACCUCCUAUGCCUUAACCUGACUCAGCCACCAUAUGGAAAGUGGGAGUGUCCAUGGCAUCUGUGCGAUGAAUGUAGCCGUGCAGCCGUCUCCUUCUGUGAAUUCUGCCCACACUCAUUUUGUAAAGAGCAUGAAAAGGGGGCUCUGGUGCCAUCUGCACUAGAAGGUCGUCUCUGCUGCUCUGAGCACAACCCUGAAUCUCCUGUGUCACCAGAGUAUUGGAGCAAGAUCAAAUGUAAACGGGAACCACAAGAUCGUGGAGAAGAAGUCAAAGAAUGAAUGGCGGAUGCGUCCUCCCCUGCUGCGCUAAAUGGAAGGCGCAGAAAGAUGACGCAGUUAAAACCAAGUGAUGCUGGUGCAUUUGCCCUCAGACGGCCUUACAAAGGGAAGAUAGGAGCAGUUCACAUAGGCCAAGCAGGUGGUGUCUGCUCUCUCUAAUUCAUUUUGUUGCUUUGGGGAUAAUUUUGUGGACAGUGAAAUUCCCUUGGUUUUGCCUUUUAUUGUGCUUCAGUGUCUUUGCAACUAGCAAAAGAGGUGUCCUCGUUUUUUUAAAGGGGGAGAGAGAUAGAUCUGUUAAUAAGAUCAAUAUGUAAAGCCUAAGAUGCAAUCCUUGGUUGUAUAAAGCAAAAUCAGCCAUUCCUUUAUUUAUUUUCAUUUUUAGGAGUUGUAAGAAGUUUAGUUCAAACAAUCUAACCUCUGUGUGUGUGUGUGUGUGUGUGUGUGUGUGUGUGUGUGUGUGUGUGUGUGUGUACCUUUAUAUACCUCUUUACUGAGCCGUAGCUAGGUUAACUUCCUUUUCCUUCUCCCCAUGCCUUCUCUAGUCUCAGACAAGGCUCUCAGCAAAUAUUCAGUCUGACCUCUUGGAAACAAACGCCUUGAGAGCUUUUACCUCUGAGAUCUUAAACUAAGUGAGCUACAUGGUGCGGUUACUACCUGGAAAUGUGUAUGUAGGGAAAUGUCUAGAAGGGAAACUGGAAUGAAAUGCACUCACUGAUUCUGAAUGUCAUCCGUUUGCGGAUUUUCUGAUAGUGUGCAUUUGUGGGGUUGUGGAUGCAGAGGCGGGUGCUCACUCCUUUCACCCUGGCACAUUGCCGGGGAGCACAGACCAAAAGCUGGAUCAUGUAUGCACGUACGCACCAUUUUCUGACCACCUAAUGUAGCCUCUAGCCUUACUUGGAAUUUAAGGGCAUUUGAUUUUCUGUCUUUCCUGUGCCACUCAUGUUCCCUCUGCCAGCGGAUCCUGUUUCCUGGUAGAGCUGUGUAAUUGAAUCUGACUUCUAUUUUAAGAUUUUUUUUUUUUCAGUUGAUUUCCUAACUUGGGGGCGGUGAAAGUAGACAGAGACAUCCCCAAGUUAUAUGUGAACAAUUUCUUAUUAGUAUUAUACAGUGCUUAAAAUUGUCCCCAUUGAGUAAGGGAAGGGCUGUCACAGGGUAUGUAGGAGCUUCGGAGACACACUUCAUCUUAGAAAGCGCUUGAGGACGCGUGCUCCCAAGAAAGUCAGUGUUCCAAAACAUGGCUGAGAUGUUUGAGUAGAACAGACCUGAGCAUCCCACGGUGUCUGCCCACAGAGUUUACCUGCAUCUAGCACUUAGGGAUGAAUCUAUCCAGUAUUACUUGUGUGAAAUCAUGUGAGACACUGUAACAUCGGACUAAGUAGAAGCCUAGUGUUACUGUAAAACAUGAACAUUCUUAGUGAGUUUUACUGCUUGCCGGCAGGCAGUACACCGUAGGGUUUAUUUAAGAACCUAGUACUUCUUUAACAUAGGUGGGAGGACUCUCUGCGGCACCCUGGAGUUGUUCAAGUGUGUUUGUUCCUUCUUAAAUUUUUUUUUUAAAAAAAUCAUUUUAGACUUCUUUCUCUGAGUGAAAGAACAAUUUUGUGCCUCUUUUUUUUAAGUAUAUAUAUAUGUAUAUGUGUGUAUAUACAUAAAUGUGCAAUUUAUAGAUGACAGACACUACCGUUUCCUUCUCUGAGCUCCUAAACUGCCACCCCCUGGAUGUAGCACUUGUAGUAAUUCUGUAGUUACACGAGCUCCCACGAGGAGCGGGAGGGCGGCAGGGUGGUGCAGGGCGCCAUUGCAGCCACCAUGACUGACUGGUGUGAAGUGUAGCCCUGCAAACACCGUACUUGCUCUUUAGCAGUUGUCAAGUUUGAUGUCCUUUAAAAAAUAAUGUAAGAAUAUCUGGGUUCUAUCAUACUAAAAUAUUAUUUUAUACAGAUAUGAUAAACAUUUUUUAAAACUCACUGAUAAAGGGUUUCCUUUGAUAUUCCAAAUGUAACUCUUAUGAGAAUGGUGUCCAAUAUGAAAUUGUAUCUUGUUUCCUUUUUGACUUUAUGCUUU
Messenger RNA from Phodopus roborovskii (desert hamster), 6880 nucleotides. RefSeq names its product nuclear receptor binding SET domain protein 3 (gene Nsd3). The record is from RefSeq and is a predicted model, not a curated record. The transcript is spliced from 24 exons. Gene Ontology annotation, cellular component: nucleus; chromatin. Gene Ontology annotation, molecular function: histone H3K36 methyltransferase activity; protein binding. Gene Ontology annotation, biological process: regulation of DNA-templated transcription. Bases 509 to 4816 code for a protein of 1435 amino acids. Lineage: Eukaryota; Metazoa; Chordata; Mammalia; Rodentia; Cricetidae.